Molecule: messenger RNA, 960 nt
Organism: Galeopterus variegatus (Sunda flying lemur)
Lineage: Eukaryota; Metazoa; Chordata; Mammalia; Dermoptera; Cynocephalidae
Product: olfactory receptor 52Z1-like
Exons: 1
Coding region: 1-960 (319 amino acids)
Biological process (GO): G protein-coupled receptor signaling pathway
Cellular component (GO): membrane
Molecular function (GO): olfactory receptor activity; G protein-coupled receptor activity
Source: RefSeq, a predicted model, not a curated record
AUGGCUCCUGCCUUUUACAAUCACACAAAUUCCAAGGAUGUGUGGUAUGUCCUGACUGGAAUUCCAGGACUGGAAGACUUGCAUGCCUGGAUCUCCAUCCCUAUCUGUUCUAUGUACAUUGUGGCUGUUGUGGGCAAUAUCUUCCUGAUCUUCCUGAUCGUGACUGAGCUCAGUCUCCAUGAGCCCAUGCAUCUCUUCCUUUCCAUGCUUGCCUCUGCAGAUGUCCUUCUCUCCACAGCCACAGCCCCCAAGAUGCUGGCCAUCUUCUGGUUCCGUUUCACGAGUAUAUCCUUUGAUAGCUGUGUGUCUCAGAUGUUCUUCAUUCAUUUCAUCUUUGUGGCAGAAUCUGCUAUUCUCCUGGCCAUGGCAUUCGACCGCUAUGUGGCCAUCUGUCAUCCACUGAGAUAUACCACCAUCCUCACCACCUCGGUCAUUUGGAAGACUGGCAUAGCAGCUGUGGUCAGGAGCUUUUUCAUUUGCUGUCCAUUCAUCUUCCUGGUACACCGACUUACAUAUUGUGGAAGAAACAUCAUUCCCCAUUCCUACUGUGAGCACAUGGGCAUUGCCAGAUUGGCAUGUGACAAUAUCAGUGUAAACAUCAUUUAUGGCCUAACAGUGGCCCUUCUCUCUACAGGAUUGGACAUAGCAUUCAUCAUUAUAUCCUACACAAUGAUCCUUUUCACAGUGUUUCAGAUUCCUUCCUGGGCUGCCAGAUUCAAGGCCCUCAACACAUGCGGCUCCCACAUCUGUGUCAUGCUUCUGUUCUACACCCCAGCAUUCUUUUCAUUUUUUGCCCACCGCUUUGGAGGUAAAACUGUCCCUCUCCACAUCCACAUCCUAGUGGCCAACCUCUAUGUGGUGGUGCCCCCUAUGCUCAACCCCAUUAUUUAUGGGGUAAAGACCAAACAAAUUCAAGAUCGAAUGAUUUUGCUCUUCUCCUCCAUCCGUGUCUGUUGCUAA